AUGGGAAAUCGAGACAGAGCAAUAGAUCUAUUCGUCGAAGCUCUUCGAUGCUCUCCAACAUAUCUCCGUUCAGACUCAUCGUCUCCCUCCGCCUCUGGUCGUACCGUGCAUGAGGUUGCCAAUAAAGUCCUCGCCGUUUCCGCCAAGCGAAGGACUUGCUGGAGCCGGGCGAUUCUUUCGGGUCAACUCAGCCUCCGAAUCUCUCAGAUCAAUAAGAAACACAAGAAGACAUCUAAAAUGACAACAUGUGGUUGCAGGUCGAAGAAAUUAGCUGUUAAGAAAAAACUGCCGCCUGUGCAGAGUAAACUGCGGGUUUUGGGAAGGUUAGUUCCUGGUUGCCGAAAGCUUGCAUUGCCUAACCUUCUAGAAGAAACGACUGAUUACAUUGAAGCUUUACAAAUGCAAGUCAAUGCCAUGACUUUCCUCACUGGCCUCCUUACCAGUGGCAACUCAUUAAUUGCUUCUUCUUCUGAUCGACUCGGCUCGGAUCAGUAG
Molecule: messenger RNA, 495 nt
Organism: Fraxinus pennsylvanica
Lineage: Eukaryota; Viridiplantae; Streptophyta; Magnoliopsida; Lamiales; Oleaceae
Source: the annotation of a GenBank genome assembly